CAACUUAGCAGAAGUUCUUGGAAAAUCGAUCUCGAAUAAUUAACUUUGUUCUUCUACCGUUUAAUAAAUAUGACUGGGUCGGGUUCGCCUUGCGGUGCCUGCAAAUUCUUGAGGAGAAAAUGCGUGAAGGGGUGUGUUUUUGCACCAUAUUUCUGCCAUGAACAAGGAGCUUCACAUUUUGCAGCAAUUCAUAAGGUUUUUGGGGCUAGCAAUGUGGCCAAACUUCUUGCUCAUCUCCCUGUUAGUGAUCGCUGUGAAGCUGCUGUCACCAUCUCCUAUGAAGCUCAGGCUAGGCUUCAAGAUCCCAUCUAUGGCUGCGUUUCCCAUAUCUUUGCUCUCCAACAACAGGUGGUAGACUUGCAAGAACAGCUGAUUUCUCUAAAGAAACUAGCAGCUAAUAAUCAGAGCAAUAACUUGAACGAUUCCAUGGCUUCUGCAAACCCUAAUGAUAGAUCCAAUAACGGAACACCUUGUUACCCAUCAUCCCUGCAAGACGUUCACAACUGGUUUCACUACUCAUCACAAAACCCCACCGCCGCCGCCGUCUGCGGCGGCGCCAUGGCCGCCGCCGCCGCAGAGUUUUACCCAGCUGCAAGCUCAAACGCCUGCAGCAAUGGCGGAAACCUGCACCCUGCGGCAAUUUAUUACUCUAAUAUCAACGAAAACCCUAUAUAUAUGGGGAGUAAUAAUAUUGGCAACAAUUAUAGCUACGCAGAUGCUUCUUCUUCGUCGAUGGAUGAUCUUCAGUCUGCAGCGUUGAGAUUCCUUCAUCAUUGAUGAUUCUUGAUCGAGCUUCAGAGGGAUAUGAUAUAGAUACACACACAGAAUUAGGGAUUUCAUCAGUUUUUCAAGAAAUACAUCUUUGAUAGAUAUGAUGUGAUGAAGAAUUGAAAUUUUGUAUUGUUGCAGUAAUCUGCAGACUUUAGAAUGGAAGGAUGAUGAUGACAUGGAUUAAUUUCUAUAUGUUUUGCCACAAAU
Messenger RNA from Ipomoea nil (Japanese morning glory), 978 nucleotides. Its product is annotated as LOB domain-containing protein 29-like. The transcript has 2 exons. Gene Ontology annotation, biological process: positive regulation of DNA-templated transcription; hormone-mediated signaling pathway. NCBI's taxonomy places the organism in Eukaryota, Viridiplantae, Streptophyta, Magnoliopsida, Solanales, Convolvulaceae. The record is from RefSeq and is a predicted model, not a curated record. Gene Ontology annotation, cellular component: nucleus. Bases 70 to 777 code for a protein of 235 amino acids.